AUGGAGCGCGCAAAAGCAGACGACGACGAUGGUAAUCGCGCCUUUGGCGACGGCGGCGGUGAGGAGGAGGAGGCGCUUUUAAAAAAAGAAAUCACAAAACUGACCAAAAAAGCGCAAACGUUGACGGUGAUUAACACCGCGUUGCAGCAAGAGAACGAUAAUACUGAUGAUUACGGCGAAUCAAAACGCGGAUAUACUCACAGAGAAGAAGAAGAGGCGGUAGAAGAAAUAGAGUUAGAGGAGGACUUGGAAAAGCUCAGGGCGGAGAAUUUGAAGCUUUUGGUAGGAGGAGAAGAUGGCAAAGAGUAUUUGAACGAGGAAGAAGAGGAACGCGUGAAAGCUCUGAAAUCGAGAAUGCAUCAACUGCAAGCGAGCUUGCAAACGAACGAGUUGAAACUCGCGGAGGAGAUGAACGAACGCGAACGACUGGAGAGAGUGAGACAAAGACAAGAUGGAGAGAUUGAAAACUUGAAAGUUUCUGCGCGGGAACGGCAGGAAGAGUUGAGACGCGCGAGGCAGUUCAGCGAGCAGUUACGGGUGGAGUUUCAAAGGAAGGAACACGCGAUGAAGAAGCGCUUCGAAGAGGAGCUGAGCAAGAAUCCAACUUCGUCGGAAGGAGGUGGAGAUCAGAACAGCGAGAUGGACAUUUUGAGGAGAGAAUUGAAGCAAGAGAAAGAGAGAGGAAAAGAUUUGGAGACGAGAAUAAAAGAAUUGGAGGAAUCCAUGAACGCGAUGGAGAGUCGGCACGGGAAGGAACAGGACCAGUUGAGACGAGAGACGAGGAUGGCGGAGAGUCGAGCGAGGCAAUGCGAGGAAGAGUUGACGACGGCAGAAGCAAUGAGAGCUGAAUCAAUUGCGCCACUGAUUAAGCAGAUGGAAAUUGUCAACGAGGAGAAGACGAGAGAGUCGGAGAGAAGAGACGAAGAGGAGCAUCGAUUGAAAGAGUCUCGCGCGGAAGCGGAGAGGAAAAGGAAGGAGAUGGAAGACGAAGUUGCGAAAACAAGAAGAAGUUUACUCGAGGAGAAGAAAAAAUACGAGAUGCUUUUUAAUUCGCUGAAAUUGAAAGUCGACGAGGUGGACGCGUUAGAUACGAAGAGGAGAGAAGCGUUGGAGGUUGUCAAAGAGACGCAAACGUUAAUGCACGAAAUGCGAGAGAGGGAGGGAGAUUUAAGAAAUCAGUGCGCGUCGAUGGAGAAGCAGUUGCAACGCGCAAGGAUUCAAGAGUCGGAAUUGAGAGAAAGGGAGAAAGUUAUAAAAGCGCAGCUGGUGGAUACGAGGAACGAGUUAGAAGCGAGCGUGAAAUUUGGUGGUGGUGGUGUUCAGAGUUAUAACAGUAUGGAAGGAAUGCGAAGAGAACGAGAAGAAGAGGAAGAAGAAUACGUUGCGGAAGAUGGUUUCGAAUUCGGCACAGAAUCCGACACGAACCAAACCGCCAACGUCGUCAUUCAAGCGCUCAAACACAAACUCAAAGAAGCAUCUAAUAGGCUCAUCAGAGCGGACAUAAAAAGAAAAGAAUCGGAAAAAUCCGCCAGCGAAAUGCACUAUAAAACCAUCGAUAUCGAACGCGAGCUCGAAAAGCAAAAAAAAGAACACGCGACGUUAGUCGAGUUGCUCGGUGAGAAAAUAGAGAGGUUAGAGUUUUUAGAGAAUAGCAAAUGA
Messenger RNA from Bathycoccus prasinos, 1659 nucleotides. RefSeq lists its product with no specific name. Lineage: Eukaryota; Viridiplantae; Chlorophyta; Mamiellophyceae; Mamiellales; Bathycoccaceae. The record is from RefSeq and is a predicted model, not a curated record. Bases 1 to 1659 code for a protein of 552 amino acids. The transcript has a single exon.